AUGAUGCUUUACAAAGGAUUAAUGCUUCUAUUGGCUGCUGCCCCUGGAAAUGUCGCUUCCCUGUUUUGUUAUUCGUGUAGCAACGUUGAAAGAAUGGACAGUUGUAAAACUGUGAAAACAUGCGAAAGUGGAGAGACGUGUUUCACGCGCUUAGAGAAGAAAGGAGAUUCUGUUUCAUUCACAAUGGGAUGUACACAAAAUGAGAAUUGCGGUAACAUACCCGUGUACAAUAACGUAUCAAAGUUGAGCAACGGUCAACUAAUACAGGAAUGUUACGAAUGUUGCGGUGUUGGUCGGUGUAACAAUGACUUGUGCAAAUACAAAACACCGCCCCCUUGCAGUGACAUUCAAGAUAACUGUCCAUUCUGGAACGAGGCCUUCAACAUAUGUGAAGAGAUUCAUAGAGCUAAGCUAAUUUGUCGUAAAUUCUGCAAACUGUGUGAUCUAGUUGAUGGAAACUGGGCAGAUUGGUCGUCGUGGUCAUCAUGUGACGUUACAUGCGGUCAUGGAAAACACACACGCAUUCGAACAUGCACAAACCCUGCACCUGUAUAUCAAGGGCUAGAUUGUAAAGGAAGCAGCUCGGACACUAAACCUUGUACUCGACCUCUAUGUCCAGUUCAUGGGGGCUGGGCGGGAUGGUCAAGUUGGGAGUCAUGCCCUGUAACAUGCGAUAUAGGAAUACAGAAGAGACAUCGUACAUGUACAAAUCCACCUCCUUUACGGCAUGGCGACCAUUGUUUUGGAGACACUAGUGACGUGAAACUGUGCAAACAAAAACCCUGUGAUGCAUCGAAUGGAGGUUGGUCAAAUUGGGUCACAUGGAGUACAUGUAGCGAAUCUUGUGGUGUUGGAGUAAAAACCAGGUCAAGGUCAUGUACAAAUCCAGUCCCUGGAACUCAUGGAGAGCCAUGUGUUGGAGAUCCUUUGCAAGUAGAAACUUGCAACGAAGAGGAUUGUCAAAGUGUGGCUUUCAACGCUUACUAUGUAACUGUCUGCAGUCCAGUGUCCGGUCAGACAAUGAUAUUUUCUAAAACUCUUUUGAAUGAGGGAGAUGCAUACAACACUUCGACUGGUAUUUUUGUCGCCCCAAGAAAUGGGACCUAUACAUUUGACGCACAAAUGUGCAUUGUUAAUCAGAGAUACAUGCAGUUUGAUAUAAUGGUAGGAUCAACUGUCCAUGCGAGUGCCUAUGGAUAUACACAAUCCGGCACAGAAUGUCCGACAGCACAUGCAAUAGUAAAAUUAAACACAGGUGAUAGUGUUACUGUUCAGUGGAAAUAUUGGUCAUAUUCUACAAUUAGCGUUAUUCCGCAAAACGUUCACUAUAGAAAUUCAUUUUCUGGAAAAUUGUCAAACCCGUAAUGCAUAUUCGAAAUAGUUUGAUUAUUGAUAUAACCGGUCUGAUGAUAGUAAAAAGCAAGGAAAAUUACAUAUGAAAACUUCUUGCCAUUCCGUUGAUGAAAAAUAUUCUACAUAUCCAACAUAUUCAAUGUCUUAUAAACGAGAAUUUUUCCUUUUUAUUUAUAAACUAUAAGACUAUUCUUUAUCUAGAGUAGAUAUUGACACUGAGAAUAAAAAAAUCAGAUAAAGAAAUUUGAUAUGAUAAAAACGACGACCGAACGCUCUUUUUUUUAAAUUUAUAAAUUAUUUGCAAACACCCGUUUAUAUCAAAUGUUGCUUUCAAUAUGGUAUUUUUAUCUAUAAUUGUAUAACCUUGAAUGAAGAACUCAUAUACAUGUAUAUAUAUAUAAAUACAUAUAUGAAUUUUUACAUUUUUAUUGUGUAUUUUUUACCAUAUUGUUUUUUAUCUAUCAUACAAUUUUAAAUUUAAUGCGUAAACUGGCAAUUAAAAAAUAUAAUGAAAGGAUGUCAAAGCCAUUCAUGAAAGCAGCACAUAAAGAUAUGUUUAUACUGUUAUCUUUGUAUAAUAUUAUUUUUUAGAAGCUUCAUUUAACACAUCUGGACGAGUGCUGCUUUAAGUACCAUAUCAUUCUUUUAUAUAUAUUUUAUUUGUAAAAGAUUAAAAAUCAGAGAUCGUAAAAGUGUGUUUAUUUGAGUAUUUAAAACUGUAUAGCAUUUUUAAAAGGCCAUUUUGUAUCACUGUAUAAUUAUAGACACUACAUUUCUUCAUAUAUCAAUAAUAUCUAAAUGAAUGAACUGUUUUUGUGAAAAUUGCAUUUAUUUUCUUUAUAAAAUAGGUAUAUCAGAUGUAAAAAUGUUUUCAUGUAAAUUAUAAUUUCUAAAAAUGUAUCAAUGAAUAUUUUACGUAUAAUUAUAUACCUUAUACUGUAUUAUCUUAUUGUAUAAUACCUAAAGAAAUAACUGUUUUUUUUUGUUGUAAAAAUUGCAUUUUUGUUCCUUUAUAUAAUAGGUAAAUGUCACAUAUUCGUUUCGUUGCUUAAAGAGUAUCACUAUGUUUAUCAGAUGUAAAAAAUGUUUUCAUGUUAUAAAAAUUUCUAACAAUGCAUCAUGAUCAAUGACUAUUUUACAUAUUAUUUUACCUUGUAUAAUCUUAUUGCAUGUAAUAUUUAUUUGCACAUGAAACAUGUUAACGUUACAAAAGUUACAGUAACCAAAAGUAAUUUCUUUGAUAAGUGUGCACAUCCUAAAAUAAUAGUUUCCAUCUCAUCAAAACCCAUUACAUAUAUUGACAAGAAGAGUUGGCAAUUGGAAGAAGAAAAAAAUGUUAUUUUACGAUAAAAGUAUUGUUAUUAUUUCAUUGAUCCUUUGAAAUUCUUUUUAAAUUAUUAUUUAACAAUUUUGCUUCAGUAUCUAAUAUCUGUGAUUGUGUCAGACAUAAUGAUAUAAUUGGAAAA
Molecule: messenger RNA, 2819 nt
Organism: Ruditapes philippinarum (Manila clam)
Lineage: Eukaryota; Metazoa; Mollusca; Bivalvia; Venerida; Veneridae
Product: coadhesin-like
Exons: 10
Coding region: 1-1365 (454 amino acids)
Molecular function (GO): protein binding
Source: RefSeq, a predicted model, not a curated record